Molecule: messenger RNA, 636 nt
Organism: Babesia ovata
Lineage: Eukaryota; Apicomplexa; Aconoidasida; Piroplasmida; Babesiidae
Product: ras-related Rab11A
Exons: 1
Coding region: 1-636 (211 amino acids)
Biological process (GO): exocytosis
Cellular component (GO): recycling endosome
Molecular function (GO): GTP binding; GTPase activity
Source: RefSeq, a predicted model, not a curated record
AUGGUAGCAGAUUCGAACUACGACUAUCUCUUCAAGAUAGUACUUAUCGGCGACUCUAACGUCGGUAAGUCGAACCUAUUAGACAGGUUUGUGAAGGGCAAUUUCAAGCUCGACUCCAAGAGCACCAUCGGCGUAGAGUUCGCGACGAAAAAUGUCACACUCAACAACGGCAAAAUCGCAAAGGCACAGAUCUGGGACACCGCCGGACAGGAGAGGUACCGUGCCAUCACAUCAGCUUACUACCGCGGAGCCAUGGGCGCCAUCAUCGUGUAUGACAUUGCUUGCAAGGCCAGCUUCAGUAGUGUCUCCAAGUGGCUCACGGAGCUGCACGAUUACGCCGACGCGAACAUCACCAUAUGCCUUGUCGGAAACAAAAGCGAUCUCACCCACCUGCGUGAGGUGGCUAAGGAAGAUGGAGAGGCAUUCGCUAACGAAAACGACCUCAUAUUUUUCGAGACGUCAUGCCUAAACAGCGAAAAUGUCGACGUGGCGUUUAAAGAAUUGCUCAGCAAAAUUAGCGAAAAAAACACAAGAUACGACGACGGGGGUGCCUCGCUAACCGACGCACAGAUGCCGAAGAACACCGUCGUCCUCGGUGUCAAAGGUGGCAAAAGGAAGAAAGGGAAGUGCUGUUGA